AUGCCAUUGCCGGGCUCGAACCUGCUGGCGCCUAUCCUCCAGACCGUCACCGCCUUCUCACGCCACCUCCUCAUCGGCCCCGAUUCCGGCCCCAACAACCACCGCCUCCACCCCCUUCUAUCGCUCUCCCUCUCCCCGCCGCCGACCCCACCGCCGCCGCCGGAGGUCCUGAAGGCAAUGAAUGUGCAGAAGAAGGAUGCCAAGGCGGCGCCGCUGACGAAGGAGGAGGUCGGCCGGGCCACGUGGAUGCUACUCCACACCAUCGCAGCACAGUUCCUUGAUGAACCAACGAUGCAGCAAAAACGGCAUGCGAAGGAGCUGAUGCAUAUAAUUUCAAGACUAUAUCCUUGCAAAGAAUGUGCUGAUCACUUCAAGGAAGUUUUGAAAGCAGACCCUGUGCAGGCACGAUCUCAGGCUGAAUUCUCCCAGUGGUUAUGUUAUGUGCACAAUGUGGUUAACCGAAGCCUUGGAAAACCAAUAUUUCCCUGCCAAAGAGUAAAUGCACGGUGGGGUAAGCUGGAUUGCCCUGAACGCUCGUGUGAUCUAGAAGGCGGCAACGACAUCAUGCCAAACCGAUGACACCACCAAGAAAUUUUCUAAAAUUUCCACCGUAGUGAUAAUUUUAUUAUUUCAAACUACUAGUAAUAAAUGAGAAAUACCAGGGGGAAUGGGGACAAGGAAAGAGAAUUCGGACGCCAUGCAGGCAUAUCUAUCUACCCGCCUCUCUGUAUCCUUGGCGAUUUGGUACUAGCCUGCUAGAUGUGAA
Messenger RNA from Phragmites australis (common reed), 766 nucleotides. Its product is annotated as FAD-linked sulfhydryl oxidase ERV1-like. NCBI's taxonomy places the organism in Eukaryota, Viridiplantae, Streptophyta, Magnoliopsida, Poales, Poaceae. The coding region runs from base 1 to 579 and encodes 192 amino acids. Gene Ontology annotation, cellular component: mitochondrion. The transcript is spliced from 6 exons. The record is from RefSeq and is a predicted model, not a curated record. Gene Ontology annotation, molecular function: flavin-dependent sulfhydryl oxidase activity; flavin adenine dinucleotide binding.